CUGGCUUCCGAUGCACCGGCAUGGAGCAGAACAGCAUCACAGUGCACCAGGGUUGCUGUAUGUGCUGUUUGGGCUCGCCGCCAUGUGCUGCUGUCAAGGAGUCAGUGAGCAGGAGCAGUGCCUCGCGUUCAGACCUGUGGAGACCCUCGCGGCCUUCAGGACUCCCCGUGUGGUCUUCCAGGCGGCCGCCUCGCCCCUCUCCUUCCCGCGGGUGCUGUCCAUUGUGGACGGGGAGUGCUAUCUGUGCCACAUACGUGAGUAUCGGCGGAUGGAGAUGAUCUUGGCUGCGGAGAUGCCCUACGUGCGCGUCAUCCGGGUGGACUCGCACCUGGUGUCCCAGGUUAUGCGACUCAAAUGGUUGGUAUGGGAGGGACUGGUGUUGGAUGUGGGAGGUGGCGCUGGUUGGUUUGUUCUCACUGGUUGGUUUGUGUGUGCACCGCACCCAGGGGCAUCACAAUGUUUCCGUUGCUGGUUCUCGUCUACGAAGGCCGCGUGCACAAACUGGCACCCGACUACCCGUAAGCGAGAUAGAUCGAAGGAAGGGACGGAGGGCUCACUGCGCCAUCCAUCCAUCCCUGCCUGUCUGUCUGUCUGUCUGGCUCUAACUCUCAGCAUUGACCCAUCAACAGUCGUGGGCUUCGUUUCAAAGAUCACAGGUGACUGGAGGCCAACGCCACUGGCAUGGCAAACACUCACAUGUAUGCCUUGCUUUGCCUUGCCUGCCAUUGCAGGGAUGGCGCCGCACAACACGACUCACAUAUGGAGGGGCUGGGACGACAUGGUGCCGCCACCCGACUGGGAAGACGCCGACAGCCCCGAAUCGCCCGUCGGGAGGCGUAGUGGUAGGGGUGGGAAUGGCAUGUCGCAUAUUUCGCUGCAGCUGUGGCGGCUGGUGAGCGGGGUGCCGGUCAACUAUGUGAUGAUGGUCUGGGGCAGCGUGGCCGUGGUGCUCAAGUGUGUGUGGAAGAGCCAGAGGCCUUCAGAGGCCGUCAAUGCCUGAAUGCGCGUGUGCGCCUUGGGUGGGUGGAAUUCGGGGUGUGUCGUGUGUCGAGGUUUGCAGGCACAAGUACAGUACAGUGCGCAUGCGUGUGUGUGUAUAGAUGGUAUGAGGUGUUUAUAUGAUACUAGCGCGAGCCCGCGCUUCGCGCGGGGAGCGCAGAGAGAGAGAGAGAGAGAGAGAGAGAGAGACCGUCGACUUUGAUGAGACCGUGCGACUUCAGAACAGCAUGGAUACAGAUGGACAGGCAUAUUUUGCCAGUGUCUGCCGGUCGAGCCGCGUCCGCAACUUCAUCGUUGUCCUCACACACACACACACACACACACACACAGAGAGAGAGAGAGACACUGAGAGUAAGGUCAAAGGAGACAGGGAUGUCUGUCGUGUCUCGCAAUCAAACGAAGCACAGGAGAC
This is a messenger RNA of Vitrella brassicaformis, 1411 nucleotides long. The record is from the annotation of a GenBank genome assembly. Lineage: Eukaryota; Vitrellaceae.